Messenger RNA from Racocetra fulgida, 121 nucleotides. The record is from the annotation of a GenBank genome assembly. Lineage: Eukaryota; Fungi; Glomeromycota; Glomeromycetes; Diversisporales; Gigasporaceae.
AAUAAAAUCAAUGCUUCUUCUAAAUUAUGCACAUCUAAAAAAAUCAAAUUAGAGCCAAAGAUAUAUGAUCUUACUUUGGAAAGUGAUGGUUUAUUAGAUUCUUCCGAAUCUAAUAAUAACA